Suricata suricatta (meerkat) is the source of this 268-nucleotide messenger RNA. Its product is annotated as X antigen family member 3-like. Lineage: Eukaryota; Metazoa; Chordata; Mammalia; Carnivora; Herpestidae. The transcript has 2 exons. The record is from RefSeq and is a predicted model, not a curated record. The annotation marks the transcript as partial.
UGCAAUUUCUAAAUCUCCGUAUUCUGUUUUCAGUGUGAAAUAUGAUUUGGCCAAAGAGGUCAACAUUCAGGCCUACACCAAGACGAAAUGAUCCAAACCCUUUCCAGCUAGUUGGGCCUGUGGCUCCCUCGGCCCAGCAGCCCAGUGUUGGACAACCUCAACGAGAGGAGCCACCAACUGAGCUUCAGGAUCGUGCGCCUGAUCAGGAGAAAAAAGGGAAAGGAGCACCUGUGGUUCAAGGUAAAGGCAAAGGGAAGACAAAGCCCUC